Molecule: messenger RNA, 987 nt
Organism: Melospiza georgiana
Lineage: Eukaryota; Metazoa; Chordata; Aves; Passeriformes; Passerellidae
Product: sulfotransferase 2B1-like
Exons: 6
Coding region: 1-867 (288 amino acids)
Biological process (GO): sulfation
Cellular component (GO): cytoplasm
Molecular function (GO): sulfotransferase activity
Source: RefSeq, a predicted model, not a curated record
AUGGAGCGCAUGGAGGUGACCGAGACCUUCGCGGGCAUCGCCCUGCCCGGCCACCUCCACACCCAGGAGUCCCUCGGCUUCGCCGCCGCCUUCACCUUCCGCCCCAGCGACGUGCUGAUCGCCACCUACCCCAAAUCGGGCACCACCUGGAUGCAGGAGAUCCUGACGCUGCUCUUCAGCCUCGGCGACGCCCGGCCGGCCAAGACCAUUCCCAACUGGGAGAGGGCGCCGUGGCUGGAGCAGAUCUACUGCCGGGAGGCUCUGCGGGACACGGGCGGCCCGCGGCUCCUCACCACGCACCUGCCCGCGCCCGUGCUGGCCCCCGCCCUGCAGCGCAGCAAGGCCAAGGUGAUCUACGUGGCCAGGAACCCCAAAGACGUCGCCGUCUCCUUCUACCACUUCCACCACCUGGCCAAGUUCCUGCCCGACCCCAGCUCCUUCGAUGCCUUCCUGACGCAGUUCCUCGAGGGCACAGUGCACUACGGCUCCUGGUUCGAGCACGUCAAGGGCUGGCUGGGCCAGCGGCACCGCCUGGACAUCCUCUAUGUCACCUACGAGGAGCUGCACCAGGACCUGCGGGGCACCGCGCAGCGCCUCAGCACCUUCCUGGGGUGCCCGCUGGCACCGGGCACGCUGGCAGCCCUGGAGCAGCACUGCAGCUUCUCGGCCAUGCGGGACAACGCCAUGGCUAACUACUCCCUGAUCCCCGCCGAGAUCAUGGACCACAGCCAGGGCCGCUUCAUGCGCAAGGGGGUGGUGGGGGACUGGCGCAGCCACUUCUCCCCCGAGCAGAACGCGCUCUUCAACCGGCGCUACCAGGAGGAGAUGGGGGACACGGAGCUGCCCACACAGUGGCCCAUGGCCUGAGGGAGCCGCCGGGCUUUGGGGGGACGCUGAGCCCUCACCUGCUGACAACCACAUGGAGACCCUGCAGGGCCCCUCCAAAGCCCCCCUGUGUCACCCGCCGGGGCCGGGGGUCUGGGAGCA